This is a messenger RNA of Stylonychia lemnae, 5103 nucleotides long. Lineage: Eukaryota; Ciliophora; Spirotrichea; Sporadotrichida; Oxytrichidae. The record is from the annotation of a GenBank genome assembly.
AUGAGAAGCUAAAAUUAAGCAGCCACAAUGGAAGGAUUAAUCUAGGAAUUCUAUAAUGUAUUGAAUAGCUAAAGAGUUUCUUUCAAGAAAAAGCCAAUUGCUAAGUUUAUCCUUGGAGAAAUUAUUAUAUAAGAACUUUUGUAAAACGGCAUUACCAAGCAAGACUAAAAUUUUGUCAAAGUAAUGGAAAACUACCAGAUGUUUAAAUUUGGAAACUUAGAUUAUCUUUACUAUGAAGAUACUCAUUAGCCAAAAAGCUACUAAUUUUCAUCAUAAGUACUAACUCAUGAGUUUUUAUCAAAUUUCAUAAUAUAGGAAAUCUACGAAUGCUUUAAUAAAACUUUAGACGACAUGAUUAAUGGACCUUUUAAAGUUAAAAUUCUUACUGGUAUCAAUUCAACACAUAUUUCUUUUGGAGCAACAUAAGUCGGCUAGAAAGGUGAGAAGUUUGUAGUAGCGGCUCUUACUAGCAAAUCUUCAGCUACAUUUGAUGCAUUCAUAAAUUGCAUAUCAUCAUCUGAUUCUGGAAUUCUAAUUGUUGGAAAGGUAUAUGACAUGAGCAAAAAACCAGCAUUUAUCUCAGUUAAUAGAGAGUAGCAGAACUAACUUGUAAUUGGACCUAAUAGAAUAAUGUACUCUUAAGAGACAAGUGAAUUUAGAGCUUAUUUACCUCAGAAUUAUAUGGGAAGGUAGCUUAGUUAAAUCUUGCAGAGUUUUGAUUAACAUAAUGUCAUUGAGAUAUUUUUAACAGACAUCUAAAAUGCCUAGAUAUAGAAUGGAGAAGGGGCUGAUAUUAGCUAAAACUUCAAUUAGUUUAAUACUUUUGAUAUAGGCUUUUAGGAUAUCAUGCCUGAUUACGAAUAAUUAGAGAAGAGACAAGGAGGUCUAUCGAUGCUUCUCUAAUCAGCUAAUUUGCUAGGAGAAAAUGACAGCAAUUCAUAGAAAUAAAAUACCAGGUCAACUACUUAAACUGCAGGUGUACCCUAGAUAAGAACAACCAGAGCUUAAUAGAUCAGACAAUAAGCAGCGCUAAUGAAACAAUAAACUCAGCCUCAAAUUCAGUAGCAGUAGAGUAAUAACAAUAUGCAAAUGAAUCCGAAUUUCAAUCGAAACAACUUUUAAAAUCAAAAUAAUAGACAAACCCCUCAGAUGAACAGAUCUCAGUCAUUUACUAUAGGUUUCAACAAGUAAAAUAAUACUUCAGUCUAAACUCCAACAUUCAACAACAACAAUAAUAAUAACUUUAGAAACGGCAGCAACUUCAAUAAUGAGAACCAGAAUCCAAAUAACCUAACAUUCAACAAUCAAAGUAAAAAUACGUUUUAAAGCAAUACCAAUAAUACAGUUGGAUUUAAGCCACCUAAUAACUUCAAUAAUAGCCAGAAUUAGGUUCAACCAUUCAAGAUUAAUUUUAAUUUGUCAAGCAAUAACAAUGGCUAUAACAGUGGGAAUAACUAAUUUAGUCAAUCGAAUAGCUCGGCAUUUCAAAAAAACCCUAAUUUCUAGUUUAACAGUUAACAAACAUAGAGCUUUAAUUAGGUUCAAUUUAAACCUUAAAGCAACUUCAAUAGCAAUUACUAGAAUAAUUAGAACCAAGGAUUUAAACCUGUAUUCAAUUUUAACAAUCAGAGUAAUACCAAUUUCCAGAAUCAGCAGCAGCCUUAAUAAUGGUCAAACUUUAACAAUCAAAAUAGGUUCAAUAAUAACUUCUCAAACAACAAUGGUUAUUAAAAUAACUAAAAUUAUAAUCAAAAUAGCACUAGCAAUGGAAAUCAAAACAGUUAUUCCUAUCAAAGCAAUUUCAAUAAUUUCAACAAUUAAUGGCAACAGUAGUAGCAAUUAUAAUAACAACAGUAAUAAUAAGCACCACCUAAGGAGCAUCUUGUUUUCAGCUAGCUAUCCCCAAUUGAUUAAGAAACUCUCAAAGGCUACUUGAAGAAUUUAAGCUAAGAUCUUAAUCCUGACUAGAUACAAAAGGUUACCGCUUUAAUGCUGACUGAUCCAGUCUAAUUCUUCAAUUAUUACAAAGCUGCUGUUGACUAGUUUGAAAAAUCUAAGAAUACUAUAUAAAGCUCUAAAAAUCGAGAUCUUAAGCAAACUAAUUUUAACAUCACUUAAAAUAAUGAUUAGAAACCCAAUCAGAACAUAACUAAACUUAAAGAUUAUGAUGAUCUCUCCCUCUUUUUAUAUACCUUGACUGAUAAGUUAUAGAAGAAUGAUGACUUGAAAUAUCAAUUAAUCAUUAAACAACUAAGGGACUGUCAAAUUACUCCGACUUAAGCUUUAAAGAAAUUAGUUAUUAGAAAUCGAUAACCUAUAAAUGAGAGCUUCAAAAAGCUAUAUUUGAAUUAGCAACAUACUGACUUAGUCUUAUCUCUGAGAGGAGAGGAAUUCUUAUGUCAUUAAAUAGUCUUCACUUCAAAUUCUGAAUUCUUCAAAAAGGCAAUAAGGGAAAGUGAGACCUAUAAUAAAAUAUAGUUUGGCCCAGAUGUAAUGAUAGCCUCUAAGUUACUAAUACCUGAUUGGAUUGAUAUGAGCGCUUUUAAGCUAUUCGUUUUGUAUAUGUAUACAGGCAAAGUUGGAGUUGAUGGCAACUUCCAGCAAUUAAGCGAUAAGGAUUUCAUUGAAUUACUGCGCAUUGGCAACUUCUUUUACAAUGAGUACUUAUAAGAAUUUCUGAUUGCCCAUGUAAUAAUUCCAUAAAUGAGUCCAGCAUCAGCUGUGAUAUUCAUUAAGGAGUGCACUGUUGGAAGUAAACACCAUAAGAAUAGUUGCCUUAAUGCUUGGGCUUUCUUAAAAGCAUAUUCUUAAUAUUACUUAGAGAAGCACUUGCAUUCACUUAUAAGAACCAAUCCAUCUUUAAUGUAUGAGCUGGAUAUUAAUCUAAUGCGAGAAAUUAUUGACUAAAGUCUCUUAUACAUCGUAGAUGGCAGCAAAGACCUAGAAAGUAUACUUUAAUUUACAGCUGAUACUUGGGCUGAAAAGAGCAUUUCAACUUUAUUUAGGAGAUCUUAGGAGAGCAUGGACUCAUGUUCUGCCUUUGACUACUAAAUUGUACCUUUAAUGAGUGAUUUCUUAAGAACUAUUGAUGUCUUAAUGGAUUACAAAUGCUAAUUGAUAAAGAGUUAAGAUGUAAUAACAAGUGCGAUCAUUAAUAAAUCUUCUACUUCAAUAUCAGCUGAAACUGAAAACAAAAAGACUGAUUUAGAUUCGACUUUUGUGUAAGGCAUUACAGCUGAUAAUCAAGGCAAUGAACUCAGACCUGAUUUGAGCUCUUGGAAACCUUCUGCUAAUAUUUUGAAAGAUAACAUAACAAGCAAAGACUUAUUUGAAUCAAGAGAGCCUCAAAUUCAUUAGCAAAUAAAUUUAGAUCAAAUUAAAGUUGAUUUUGAAAAGAACAAGGGAUCUACGAUCAUUACCAAAGCCUUUGACUUUGGUAGAAGGAGCUGGCAUUUAAAGAUUGAUAUAGAUUAUGAUAAAAAUGUAAGUCUCUGGAUAGUUGAGCGAGGGCCUAUACUUGACUGUUCACCAGAUGGAGUACCUUAAGUAGGUAUUAGUAUACCAAUUAAAUUCUCAAGUAUGCUCAUCUAAUUUGAAAUUCUCGACGCUGCCUUUGGUGAAUAUAAAUCUCUGAUUUUCUACACAUUUGCUCAUGACCAUAAUUAGAUUAUAGGGCACUAGAACUUUAUUAACAUUAGCCAACUCAAGGAAAAGAAUGAAAUAAACAUAAAAGUACACAUGAGAGAGUUUAUCCUGCACUCAUCAUUAACUUACUAUAUAAGCCAAAACUUCCAAAGCCUUUAUUAGAAAGACUUGAAGACUCUUGAAUUGUAAAAAAAGAAUUACCUAGCCAAUAAAAAUAGUUUCUUUUAUAACCAUCCAAAUGUUUACAACGAGUAUGAACUUCUGAAUAUGGCUUUCUAUAAUGUUUUCCAAAUAUUUCUAUCAUAAGAUCUCAAAGUAGAGGAUGAAAAUUUGGUUCUGGGUUUUAUAUUCCAUUAUACUAAGAUUCAGUCCAUAAUUAAUAAUGAUGAGAAUAUGAAGUUCAUUUCAAACCUUCUAGUCCAGACCUUAAAAUUUUAUUACAUUUCAACCAAGAAAAUACUUUCAGCUUUGAGAGAUAAUUUCUUAUUGAGAUAGUCCUCUCUUUUUAUCACCAAGACCACUGAGGAAUUUCAAAUGAGAUUUUAGACUUAAAAUCAACUACUGUUAAAUAUCAAUGGAAGUAGCAGUAAAUCGACUCAUGUCAAAGAAUAACCUCGAAAGUAUUACGAUAUGAGCAGAGUUUAAAAUUAGGGAAGAGCAAAGUAGCAAGCAACAGCUGCUCCAGAUUAGAACAAGAUUCAUCCAUUUAUUCAGGACUUAGUGCUUUGGCUUUAAACAUCAAAGCAUUCAAAGAUAGAUGAGUAAACUUUUCUAAAUGAGAUUAGGAAAUAGGUAAUGGAGGAUACGAAGAAGAAUGUAAAUUUGCUAAGAUAAAAUACUUGGACUGUAAACUAUCAAAACUACAACGCUAAUUUCAAUAAUUCACCUAGGUAUGACUAUCAAAGAAGAAAUCAUGCAAGAAGUUACUCAAAUGAUAAUAGAUAACAAGCUUAUAACUAUAACAAUUGUGAUAAUCAGUACAGGAAUCAAAUGGCCAAUAUUGGGAAUCAAAGAGCAAGAACUCCUCCGAAGUUUCUGUAGACAAAGCAAAAUGACUUGAAUUACAAGAAUGGAGGCCAUGAAAAUAAACGACUGAAUAACUCUUAUGAUUAAGGCAGGUACGCUAAUUAGAGAAAUCCUCCUGCUUACAAUGAUUCAACUAAGGCAAAUAAUAAUUAUCUUCAAACAAAUGGCUCUUUUCACUAAGCCGAGAGCAAACUUAGGAAUAAUUUGAUAGCUGAUUAUAGUAUGCUGUUAAACAAUCUUGACCAAUCCUUAUAGUAUAACAAGAAUAACUAAAACUGCUAUUACCAGACUAAAAGCACUGAAAACUACAAUCAAAAUAAUAAUGGGUAUGUACCCUACUAUAGAUAAGAUAGGCGAUAUGAGAAUAAUGCUUCAACCAAAUAUAUCAGAUCAAAAGAUAGUGGCGCAGAUGAUGGAUGCAAGAUAUUCUGA